UCCGCCCGCCCGGCCCCGCCGCGCCCGCCGGCAGGGAGGCAGCGGCUCGGCUCGGCGCGGCCCCGCGGCGCUCGGCGCGGACCAUGUCGCCAUGUCGGAAGUGAGGAAGUUCACGAAGCGGCUCAGCAAGCCGGGCACGGCGGCCGAGCUGCGGCAGAGCGUCUCGGAGGCGGUGCGGGGCUCCCUGGUGCUGGAAAAAACAAAAGUGGUUGAACCCUUGGACUAUGAGAACGUGAUCCUUCAACGCAGAGUUCAGAUCUACAGUGAUCCCCUCCGGGACCUGCUGAUAUUUCCGAUCGAAGAUGUAUCUAUCUCAGUCAUUGGUCGACAGAGAAGGACUGUCCAGUCAACAGUGCCAGAAGAUGCUCUAAAGAAAGCUCAGAGUCUCUUUGUCAAAGAGUGCAUUAAAACCUACAGCUCUGACUGGCACGUGGUAAACUACAAGUAUGAGGAAUACUCAGGAGACUUUCGGAUGUUGCCAUGCAAAUCCUUUAGGCCAGACAAGAUUCCAAGCCAUGUGUUUGAAAUUGAUGAAGACUUUGAAAAGGAUGAGGAUUCCUCGUCCCUGUGCUCCCAGAAAGGCGGUGUGAUAAAGCAAGGCUGGCUGCACAAAGCCAAUGUAAAUAGCACAAUCACUGUCACCAUGAAGGUAUUCAAGAGGAGGUAUUUUUACUUGUCACAACUCACAGACGGCUCCUAUAUUCUGAAUUCCUACAAAGAUGAGAAAAUUUCGAAAGAAUCCAAAGGCUGUAUUUUCUUGGAUGCUUGCAACGAUGUUGUUCAGUGUCCUAAGAUGCGCCGUUACGCGUUUGAACUGAAGACCAUAGACAAGUACAGCCACUAUCUUGCAGCUGAAACUGAGCAGGAGAUGGAAGAAUGGCUGGUAACUCUAAGAAAGAUCAUUCAGAGCAAUGCUGAGAGUUUGGUGCAAGAGAAGAAAGAUACCGUGGAAUCUGUGCAAGAUGAUGAGUCAAGCACGCAGGGGAAAUCAGAGAACAUCCUGGAGAGCCUGGAGAGAAGCAUGCAUCCAGAGCUGAUGAAGUAUGGAAGAGAAACAGAUCAGCUGAACAAACUGAGCAGAAAUGAUGGAAGACAAAACCUCUUUUCUUUCGACCCAGAAGUCCAGAGGCUAGACUUCUCGGGGAUCGAGCCAGACGUGAAGCCAUUUGAGGAAAAGUGCAGCAGGCGCUUCAUGGUGUGCUGCCAGGACUUCUCCCUCAACCUCCUCGCCCAGCUCAGCGACAGGUCGGAAGGAGGACCCACCAAUGUGGAGCCCUUUUUCCUAAGUUUGGCAUUAUUUGACCUGAAAAAUAAUUGCAAGAUUUCAGCUGACUUUCAUGUGGACUUGAACCCUCCGUCUGUCCGUGACAUGCUUCUGGAUAGCUCUGCGUCUGGAGCGGAGGGAGCCAAGGGACGUUCGCCAGGCGAGAGCUUUGUGCACGGCAUCCCCGAGUCAUGCCUGCGCUACAUAAAACGGGGCGUUUUCUCUGUGACUGACCCACACGUGGAGAUCUUCCUGGUGGCCCGUGUGGAGAAGGUGCUGCAGGGCAGCAUUACACACUGUGCAGAGCCGUACAUGAAAAACUCGGACCCAGGGAAGACUGCCCAGAAGGUCCAUAAGGUGGCCAAGCAGGUGUGCAGCCGUCUGGGGCAGUACAGGAUGCCGUUCGGCUGGGCUGCCAGACCAGUUUUCAAAGACUCCCAAGGCACUCUUGAUGCUGAAGGAAAAUUCUCACCUCUGUACAAGCAAGACAGCAGCAAACUCUCUAAUGAAGAUAUGCUGAAGCUUUUAGCAGAGUAUAAGAAACCAGAGAAGACAAAACUACAGGUCAUUCCAGCCCAGCUAAAUAUCGUCAUCAAAGACAUCCCGCUGGACUUCACAAAUUGUGUCACGGCUUCUUAUAUUCCUAUAAAGCCUUUUGAGAAGAACUGCGAGGACAUUGCAGUUGAAGUGGAGGAGCUUGUCCCAGAAGUUGCAAAAUACUGUUAUCCCUUCACUGUCUACAAAAACCACCUCUACGUCUACCCCUUGCACUUGAAGUAUGAGAACCAGAAGGUGUUUGCAAAGGCAAGGAAUAUUGCUGUCUGUGUCGAGUUCAGGGAUUCAGAUGAAGCUGAUGCCAGGCCGUUAAAGUGUAUAUAUGGCAAACCUGGAGGCCCUCUCCUGACCACAAAUGCAUAUGCUGCCGUGCUGCAUCACAACCAGAGUCCAGAGUUCUAUGACGAGAUUAAAAUUGAGCUUCCAAUUCACCUCCAUCAAAAGCAUCAUUUGCUUUUCACCUUCUAUCAUGUCAGCUGUGAAAUUAAUACAAAGGCAACAUCGAAAAAACAGGACACCGUUGAAACUCAAGUGGGAUACGCUUGGGUCCCGUUGCUGAAGGAUGGGCGGAUUGUCACCCUGGAGCGGCAUUUGCCGGUUUCAUCCAACCUUCCACCUGGCUACCUGGGUCUUGGGGACACGGAGUCACGAAAGCAGCCCAGCGUGGAUGCGAAGUGGGUGGAUGGAGCAAAGCCACUCUUUAAAAUCAGAAUCCAUUUGGACUCAACCAUUUACACCCAGGACAUGCACUUGCACAAAUUCUUCCAGUACUGCCAGCUGGUUCAGGCGGGAGCUAAGGAAGUCCCAGGAGAGCUUGUUAAAUACCUAAAGUGUUUGCACGCCAUGGAGAUCCAAGUAAUGAUUCAGUUUCUACCUGUAAUUCUUAUGCAACUAUUUAGAGUCCUUACAAAUGUGACCCAGGAGGAUGAAGUAGCUGUCAACUGCACCAUGGUUCUUCUGCACAUCGUGUCCAAGUGCCAUGAAGAAGGUUUAGACCACUACUUGCGCUCCUUCGUAAAGUAUGUCUUUCGAGCUGAGAAACCCAGUGUCACACAGGCGAAGAUGACCCAUGAAAUCUUGGUCCUUUCCAUGGCCACGAUCUUGAAGCAGUCAGCAGAUUUUCUAGCCAUCAAUAAGCUACUCAAGUACUCGUGGUUUUUCUUUGAAGCACUGGCAAAGUCAAUGGCAAUGUACUUACUGGAAGAAAACAAAAUCAAGCUGCCCAGAGGCCAGCGGUUCCCCGAGUCCUACCAGCACGCCCUCCACUCCUUGCUGCUCGCCAUCAUUCCUCAUGUGACCAUUCGCUAUAACGAAAUCCCCGAAGAGUCCAGGAAUGUCAACUUUAGCUUGGCUAACUUCCUAAAGCGUUGUUUGACCUUUAUGGACAGAGGAUUUGUUUUUAACUUGAUAAAUGAUUACAUUUCUGGAUUCAGCCCAAAAGACCCUAAGCUGCUGGUUGAAUACAAAUUUGAAUUUCUUCAAACCAUUUGCAAUCACGAGCACUAUAUUCCUCUGAACUUACCAAUGACCUUUUCCAAACCCAAGCUGCAAAGAGUUCAAGAUUUUUUUUCAUUUGCUGUGGAACGGUUCACUUCAGUAGAUGUAAAUCUUGAAUACAGUUUAACUGACGAGUAUUGCAGGCAUCAUUUCCUGGUGGGGAUGCUUCUCAGAGAAGCCUCUGUUGCCUUGCAGGACAACUACGAUAUCAGAUACACAGCCAUCUCAGUCUUAAAAAAUCUGUUGAUAAAGCAUGCCUUCGACAACAGAUACCAGCACAAGAACCAGCAAGCAAAAAUAGCCCAGCUCUACCUGCCGCUGUUUGGGCUGCUCCUGGAGAACCUCCAGCGAGUAGCCAGCCGUGAGGCGCUCUACUCCUGUGCAGCUGCCUCCAGCCCUGCAUCCAGGGAUGAAUUCAUGUACAGUUUUGCAUCCCCCUCAAACAGAUCCAGCCUGAUUGCAGACAAAGAUCCAGCCUGCGGAGCAGCACUUCCAAAUGGCCAUGCAAUGAAGCGAGAGGACUCAAAGGGAUCCCUGAACUCGGAGGGAGCAACCAGUUCCCCAGAUCAGAGUGCACAUAUCCGCAGAAGCUCCACGAGGAGCAGCGUGUCACACUGCAGUCGGCUGGACCAGUUUGAGAUCCGGACGCUCCUGAUGUGCUACCUCUACAUUGUGAAGAUGAUCUCUGAAGAUACUCUUUUAGCUUACUGGAACAAAUUCUCCCCCCAAGAGCUGAUCAACGUCCUUGUGCUUCUGGAGGUGUGUUUAUUUCACUUCAGAUACGUGGGGAAGAGAAAUAUUGCCAGGGUGCACGACGCCUGGUUAUCCAAGCACACAGGAGCCGAUAGGAAAUCCCAGACGAUGCCAGCGCUCCGCAGCAGAGUUGGGGGGAUGCAGGUGCGACUCCAGCAUCUGGGCAGCUUGGAGACCUCCUUCACACUCAACCACAAUGCAGGAACCUCAGAAGCAGAUAUUGUGCACCAAGCAUUACUGGAGGGCAAUAUUGCCACCGAAGUGUGCUUGACAGUCCUGGACACCAUCUCUUUUUUCACUCAGAGUUUCAAGACCCAGCUUUUAAGCAAUGACGGCCACAAUCCACUCAUGAAGAAGGUUUUUGAUAUUCACCUGGCUUUUCUCAAAAACGGGCAGUCAGAAGCAGCUCUUAAGCAUGUGUUCGCCUCUCUGAGAGCUUUCAUUAGCAAGUUUCCCUCAGCAUUUUUCAAGGGAAGGGUGAACAUGUGUGCUGCCCUCUGCUACGAGAUCCUGAAGUGUUGCACUUCCAAGGUUUCCUCCACGAGGAAUGAAGCUUCUGCUCUUCUGUACCUCCUGAUGAGAAAUAAUUUUGAGUUCACCAAAAGGAGAACAUUUCUGAGAACGCAUCUUCAGAUAAUUAUUGCAGUGAGCCAAUUAAUAGCAGAUGUGGCACUCAGCGGUGGGACAAGAUUUCAAGACUCCUUGCUCAUCAUUAACAACUUUGCAAACAGUGACAGGCCUAUGAAGGCAACUGCUUUUCCUUCUGAAGUCAAAGAUUUGACAAAGAGAAUCCGUACGGUGCUUAUGGCUACAGCUCAAAUGAAGGAACAUGAAAAGGAUCCAGAAAUGUUGAUAGAUCUACAGUACAGUUUAGCCAAAUCUUAUGCAAGUACCCCAGAGCUCCGGAAAACUUGGCUGGACAGUAUGGCAAAAAUACAUGUAAAAAAUGGAGACUUUUCAGAGGCAGCCAUGUGUUAUGUUCAUGUAGCAGCUCUCGUUGCAGAGUUUCUCCACCGGAAAAAACUUUUCCCCAGUGGAUGCACUGCCUUCAGGAAAAUUACUCCCAACAUUGAUGAAGAAGGUGCAAUGAAAGAAGAUGGUGGGAUGAUGGAUGUACAUUACAGUGAGGAGGUCCUGGUGGAGCUCCUGGAGCAAUGUGUAGAUGGCCUGUGGAAAGCAGAGCGUUAUGAAACAAUUUCUGAAGUUUCCAAACUGAUAAUUCCUAUUUAUGAGAAGCGGCGUGAAUUUGAGAAACUUACUCAGCUGUACAGAACACUUCAUGGAGCAUAUGCUAAGAUAUUGGAAGUAAUGCACACAAGGAAGAGGCUUCUUGGAACCUUUUUCAGAGUGGCAUUUUAUGGACAAACGUUCUUUGAAGAAGAAGAUGGGAAGGAAUACAUCUAUAAGGAACCCAAGCUGACAGGCCUCUCGGAGAUUUCCUUCAGACUUCUGAAACUUUAUGGAGAAAAAUUUGGGUCAGAGACUGUAAAGAUUAUCCAGGAUUCUAACAAGGUCAACAUUAAAGACCUUGAUCCUAAGUAUGCUCAUAUUCAAGUGACUUACGUGAAGCCCUAUUUUGAAGACAAAGAAAUCUCCGAAAGAAAGACUGAAUUUGAAAGAAAUCAUAAUAUCAAUAGAUUUGUAUUUGAAACUCCUUAUACUUUAUCUGGAAAAAAGCAUGGAAGCGUGGAAGAACAAUGUAAAAAAAGGACCAUUCUAACUACUUUGAACUCCUUUCCGUACGUAAAGAAGAGAAUUCCAGUCAAUUAUGAACAUCAGGUUAAUUUAAAACCAAUUGACGUUGCUACCGAUGAAAUAAAAGACAAGACAGCAGAGCUGCAGAAACUCUGCUCUGCUGGUGAUGUUGACAUGAUCCAGCUGCAGCUCAAAUUGCAAGGCUGUGUUUCCGUGCAGGUUAAUGCUGGUCCCUUGGCCUAUGCCAGAGCUUUCCUAAGUGACAGCCAGUCCAGCAAAUAUCCUACUAAGAAGGUGAAUGAGUUAAAAGAAAUGUUCAGGAAGUUCAUACAAGCCUGUGGAAUUGCUCUGGAGCUCAACGAGCGACUCAUUAAGGAGGAUCAAGUGGAGUACCAUGAGGGGCUAAAAUCAAACUUUCGGGAUAUGGUGAAAGAGCUUUCUGACAUCAUCCAUGAACAGGCACGUACUGCAUAUCUACCACGAAGAUACAAUGCACUCACCAUGGAUGCAUGACUCCCUACACGUCUUCUGUGCGAUCAGCGGAACAUCUGGUGAUGAAAGUUACUGUUCACUCAGACCCACUGCUGAAAUAUAAACAUAUCAGUCGUAUUUUACAGACCUUUCUCAGGAAUACUUGGAACUGUACAAAGGAUGUUUUAAAAAAUCCAUUAUGAGCAAAGAUUCAAUUUUUUUUUUCCCCCCAAAAAAAGUUGCCAUGCUUUCAAACAGGGUGCUUGCUUAUUUUGCAGAGCAACAUUGAAAGUGCCUGGACGUUGCACCACUGUGCUUGUUUUCUACAAUUUUUUUUAAGCUAAAUGUAUAACAGGACGUGGGGAGGCAGUUAUCUAAAUAUGUAUUGAAUUGCUGAACUAUGAAUUGAAAGGAUAACAGUACUAUGUAAAGUUGUACAAUGCAAUAUAAUAAAAUGUAAAACUACUUUGUAAAUAGAAGGAGCAUAGAGUAUAUAGAAGUUAGCAUUAUGUCGUAUUUGCUGCUAAAAGCUUUGUUGGAGAGGGAACAUGAAAGAGAGAUUUCAGUCAUUAGUAAGAGACCUUCCUCUUCUAAAAAGGGACUUGGGAUGCAGAUGCCCCUGUUGCUCUCAGACCAUGGAAGUAAGCUUGCCCUAGUCUGGAAUAACUACAGCCGAAGUCAGAAAUGGGGAUUUUCGUACAUCCUCUGAGCAGAUGAUUCUCAAGUAACCUCCUUGAGAGCUGAGCCAACUGAGGCUGAUCUCAGUUUUUGCUAACCUUUCACAGCUGCGGGAGGAUAAAUUGUACCCACUGAGGACCACCGGACAGAUUUGUUAUUCGAUGUGAGUUUUUCCAUUUACCGCUCCUGGUCUCACACAAAUGCAGACUCUGAGGACAUCUUAAAUUGAGCUGGCAAUUACAAAGUGCUUUAACACCUUUCAGAAAAAUUUUGAUGAUCUGUGAGAUGGGCUUUAAAAAAAACAAUGCAGCACAUCAAAAUAACUCAUACAAAAUUGAGGGGAGGGUUUAACAUCGUAUGACAUGCACGUUCCCUCCAGUUAAACAGAUCUGUUUUCUGAAAGCCCGUCAUUUUUGUUUGACAAGGGGUUGGAGAAAAUGUCUUUUCCAGAAUUCUUUUACUCCUUCUUCCCCUCCCCAAAGCUUUAGUACAUUGCUUCUUAUUCAUACAACACUUUUAGAUGCAGGAAGAAGAAAACAGAUCAGUAAUUCUUUUGUCCAGCAACAUUUUUAACAUCCAUGUUUUUCAGAAUCCCAUCAAUUGUAAAUACGGUUCCAGUAGUUCAUAUGGGAAGGGUGGGGGUUUUUAAGGCUAUGUAGCAAAGUGCCAUAAUAAGCGGACUCCAGCUGAGUAUUUAGCUUGGCUAUAGUGUCUAUAAAAUGUUGACGUUCUUAUUUCUGUAACAAAAAUUAUCUUCAAAUAGUAACUGGACCACAUUUCAAAAUGUUUAUUAUGCAUGAUUCUAAAAAUACCUAAAAUUAAUUGUCUCCUGAGAAAAUACUUUUGUGAUCCAUAAAGUCACCCGUUAGCUGCUGCAGGCAAAAUACAGAUGUGCCUAUGUUACAAACAGACCACAUUUCUGCUUGUAUGUGCUUUUAUGCCAGGCAGGCUCUAAAUUUAGCUUAACAGAAAGAGGAAGAGAGACUGGUAUAUUUAAAUAUGGUUACUACCUUAUCGAUUUUUCAUCUUUCAACGAAUAGUAUUUAAAGGCAGAUAGUGAGAGUUUUCCAAAUUACUUUGUUAAAAGGUGAUGAAGCUGUUGAAUAGUGGAUACAUUACAAGAUUUUUUUAGAGCUAGUUGAACUCUAAACAUCAAUACUAAAGGCAUAUAUUGAAUACCGGCAGCAAUGAUGAGAUCUGGGCAUCGAAAAGCUCUUGCACUAUAGCUGUUUUAAAUCCUGCAGCUAACCUAAUAGUUUUCCUGGAAUUGCAGUGAAAUUCUUAUUCGUGUUUUUUGAUGUCUUUAAUGUUCUGAAAUAAUGUUGUUAGUUGAAUUUUCAGUUCCUGUUCCUUUUUUUUUACUGGAAUUCCAGUGCAAUUCUUACAUCUUCAGAUUACUUUAAUGGUCCAAGAUGAAUUUUUGUCUGAACUUUUCAGUUUAUUGGUGGUAUUGGAGUUGUCCUGUCUUUUUACUUCAAUAUACUGGAAAGCCAUCUCGGUAAUUAAGCCAAAAAAUAUUUAAUGUAAGUCCCAUUAGAAUAUAUACAGUCAGUACAGUUCAGAAUACAUGCUUAUAUGCAGUUUUGAUGAACAGCAAAAAUGAUCAUGCCCUAAGUAUUUUCCUUCUGUCCUGCAGGUAAAUAAUUUGACUGGAUGGAAAAUUUUUCCUUUUUAGGUGGGUUAUAAAAUGACUGGUAACAAAUCAGGUUAGUUUUUCUUUACUUUUUCACCAAUCUAGAAAUGAUAGGGAGCAGUCAUUAGGUAUUUCGCAGCUGAAUCUGGAUGACGAUGCCAAGAAGGUGUACACGUUUUCUCUACCUAUCCUUUUCCUAUGUAAUUUUAAACAUAAUUUUCCUACAUAAGUUUAAAGAAAUUCUCCAGAUUUUUUCUCAUGUCUGACUGAAAUAGCUUAAUUCACAGAUAUAUCUGGGGAUUAUACUAUAUACGUGCCUCUUUUAUGUAGCCAGUACUCACAUUGGGUACUUCCUAUUUGCUGCCUUUUUUUGAAGAAUAUAAACGUUUAUUGUUCGUUACACUUUGGGUUUUCUUAUACUGCCUAAGGAAUGGCAGGAGGUUUUGGUCUAUAAAAAUCAAUAACAUAUUUCAAAUUGCAGCAUGGCAUGCACCCUUUUAUAUAUCAACAUAGCUACACAUACAUAUUUUCUAUGUACACCUCUAGUUACUUUUGCUGCAAAACUGCUGUAUAACAAAUCAAGUCUUCAGAAGGGAUGCACUGGUGAUUUUGCAUUAAAGGAUUAAAAAUAGGAUAAAGUAUCUGUCCAUGAGGAUUAAAAGCACUUGGCUACUUAACAGAGGACUGUUUUGAAUAAUGGUAUGUGUUGGAGCCAGGUUGUUCGCAAAUAGGACAUAUAAAGCAACACAGGGUCUGCCAGCACUUUAUGUACAAGAACAUGCUUCUAGUGACUUAUACACUUAGAUGGAGUAAGCAAAGUAUAAACACUGACUCUGUUUGACUCACUGCUUUUCUCUCUGCAGAGGGAUUAGAAAGUAGUAUUUUAAGACCAGUAACUUCAGCAGUACAUUUCUUUCCCCCAAAAAAUCUGGAAUACAGAAUUUAGUGCAGCCAAGGACAUAUUUCUACAUGCUUCUCAAUGUCCUAAAUUUUUUCUGGUAACAGAAAUUUUUGUGAGAUAAGCCAACAAAUGGAAGAUCGUGGAUGUGAGAAUACCUGUAAUGUGUUUAUUUUGUUCCAGAAACCUUUUGAACAUAUGCCGUAUGGUAUUUUGAUAUAGAAUAAGAGUUUAUGUAAACAUAACACCUUUUGUGUCAAAGUAGAUAAAGUAUGUUUGUUUCCCCUUCCCCUGUUUCCCUUGUAUCUAUACAAGAUAGAGUCCCGUGGACUUCACAGCAGGCUUCAGAAUAACCCUACAAUUUGACGUAACACAGCCGGAAAGAACUGGAGGAACAUCUAAGUGGAAGUCACGGGCUCAAAAGUCUCAUACAAGUUAAACCACAUCUUGCUGAAUUUACCUAUUUGAGGAGAGCAGCAUGUGUUCAUUCCAUGUUCACUGAGCUAAUUAGUUCUUCUAAUUAAACGAGUUCUUACUGGAUCGAGGAAUAUUCUGUACAGCUAACUAUUACGCAACCACCAACUGUAGUACUUUAAGUAAUAUGCUUGUGUCAAGCAAUGGUGAACCAGUUAUGAUAUACACAUAAUAUUUCAGCUGUUCUGGAUGUAAUUGACUCUCUUUUCAUGUAAAUUUAACACCUGCUACUAUGUGUUCAUAACAGAAGUGCUUUUAUCAUGCAUGUUGUAUAUAUGUGUGUUGUACAAGCCCUGUUUAACCUAAGUGUGACAACAGAACGGUACAUCGUGUUCGUCUCAGUUGUGAAUUGAUGUACCGGUGACACCAAUAUGCAACACUGGUCCAGAGCUUUCUGAGACCAUCAAUCCUC
Molecule: messenger RNA, 10330 nt
Organism: Falco peregrinus (peregrine falcon)
Lineage: Eukaryota; Metazoa; Chordata; Aves; Falconiformes; Falconidae
Gene: DOCK11
Product: dedicator of cytokinesis 11
Exons: 54
Coding region: 92-6277 (2061 amino acids)
Biological process (GO): positive regulation of filopodium assembly; small GTPase-mediated signal transduction; positive regulation of GTPase activity
Molecular function (GO): guanyl-nucleotide exchange factor activity
Source: RefSeq, a predicted model, not a curated record